Messenger RNA from Solanum verrucosum, 3275 nucleotides. Its product is annotated as pentatricopeptide repeat-containing protein At1g71420-like. The record is from RefSeq and is a predicted model, not a curated record. Lineage: Eukaryota; Viridiplantae; Streptophyta; Magnoliopsida; Solanales; Solanaceae. Gene Ontology annotation, biological process: RNA modification. Gene Ontology annotation, molecular function: protein binding; RNA binding. The transcript has a single exon. Bases 1 to 1851 code for a protein of 616 amino acids.
AUGGUACGUCUUAAACGAAUCACAACUAUCGACUCCUCCUUCCUUGGAUUAUUCACAACUCCCGCCAUUUAUGAAUUGAAUUCCUCCCUCCAAAAGCUGCAGGUGCAACCCACACACCACCACCUACAACAACUCAUCCUCUCUCAUUUCUCAAAUACAAAUAACAAUCCACAUUCUUCACAAACAUACGCCACACUCUUCCACGCCUGCGCCCGCCUUCAUCGUCUCGACAUUGGCCAAAAACUCCACCACCACUACACACUUUCCCAUCACCUAAUCACACCACAUCAACAAAAACUCUACACCAUCAAUCAUCUCCUUAACAUGUAUGCUAAAUGUGGUGAUCUAGAAUAUGCACACCACCUGUUUGAUCAAAUGCUCCACAGAAACAUUGUUUCCUGGACUUGUCUUAUUUCCGCCUACGCUCAAUACGGAAACACUGAUCAAUGUUUUCGCUUAUUUAACAAGAUGUUAACUCAUUAUACCCCUAAUGAUUUUGCUUAUGCUAGUGUUCUAUCUGUUUGUGAUACCAGUACAUCGCGUGGUAGGCAAGUACACGCGCUUGUAAUGAAAACAGGUUUUGAUACGUGUGUUUAUGUGUGUAAUGCUUUGAUUGCAAUGUACUCAAGGCAUAGUGGAAGUACGGAGGCUUGGAAGGUUUUUAAUGAUAUGGAGUUUCGGAAUAUUGUUUCAUGGAAUACAAUGAUAGCGUUGUUUCAAAUAUGUGGACAAGGUGAUAAGGCUAUGAGAUUUUUCUCCUUGAUGCAUCGUGAUAGUUGUUUGGGGUUUGAUCGAGCUACUCUUGUUAGUGUACUUUCUUCUCUAUUAGGACAGGAUGAAAUUGAUUUUUCCUGGGGUCUUCGAAGUUGCUUUCAAUUGCAUUGUGUUAGUGUGAAAACCGGGCUUAUACUAGAUGUUGGGAUUGUGACUGCUUUGGUGAAAGCUUAUUCGAUUCUCCAGGGAGAGGUUAGUGAUUGUUACAAAUUGUUUCUGGAAACAAAUGGAUGUCAAGAUCUCAUGUUGUGGACUGAAAUAAUUGUGGCGUUUUCGGAAAGGGAUCCUGAGAAAGCUAUUCUCCUUUUUGGUCAGUUGCUCCGAGAGGGGUUAAGUGUAGAUAGUUAUGCUUUUUCUAUUGCACUGAAAGCUUGUGCGGGACUCUUGACAGAUAGAAAUGCCUUGAUGGUGCACUGUAAAGUGGUUAAAUCUGGUUUUGUGGAUGCUCUAGUGCUUGGAAAUGCAUUAAUUCAUGCAUAUGCAAGGUGUGGCUCAAUAUCUCGGGCCAGUCAGGUUUUUGAGGAGAUGAGGUACAGAGAUAUAGUGACAUGGAAUUCCAUGUUGAAGGCUUAUGCAUUGCAUGGCAAAGCAAAUGAAGCAUUGGGACUUUACGGUAAAAUGGAUGUGAAACCUGAUGCAGCCACUUUUGUUGCUCUGCUUUCAGCUUGCAGCCAUGCUGGAAUGGUGCAAGAAGGGAUUCAAAUUUUUGAUGCUAUGUUUGCAAAACACGGUAUUGUUCCUCAACUUGAGCAUUAUGCAUGUAUAGUUGAUAUUGUUGGCCGAGCAGGUCAUAUUUUUCAGGCGGAGAAAAUAAUAAAAGAAAUGCCCAUGCAACCAGAUUAUGUGGUGUGGAGUGCAUUUCUUGGAGCAUGCCGCAAACAUCGUGAAUCUGGGCUCGCCCAAAUAGCUGCAUCUCAGCUGAAGGAGUUAGAUCCAGAAAAUUCAUUAGGAUAUGUACUCAUGUCUAAUGUAUACUGCUCAAACCAUAGCUUCAAUGAAGCAGGUCAUCUUAGGAAGCAAAUGAGAGGGCUUGGUGUUACAAAGCAGCCUGGAUUGAGUUGGACAGAUCUUGGUUGAAGGAGUUUGAUCCAGAAAAGUCAUGAGGAUAUGUACUCAUGUGAAAUGUAUACUGCUCAGCCCAUAGCUGCGAUGAAACAGGUCAUCUUAGGAAGCAAAUGAGAGGGCUUGGUGUUACAAAGCAGCCUGCAUUGAGUUGGACAGAUCUUGAUUGAAGGAGUUUGAUCCAGAAAAGUCAUGAGGAUAUGUACUCAUGUGAAAUGUAUACUGAUCAGCCCAUAGCUGCAAUGAAACAGGUCAUCUUAGGAAGCAAAUGAGAGGGCUUGGUGUUACAAAGCAGCCUGCAUUGAGUUGGACAGAUCUUGAUUGAAGGAGUUUGAUCCAGAAAAGUCACGAGGAUAUGUACUCAUGUGAAAUGUAUACUGCUCAGCCCAAUGAAACGGGUCAUCUUAGGAAGCAAAUGAGAGGGCUUGGUGUUACAAAGCAGCCUGGAUUGAGCCAUUGGGGUUUUGGUGCAUGAGUUUGCUUCCGGAGGCCUGCAACAUCCGGACAGGAGAGAUAUACACUAAUAUGGAGUUCUUUGUGAAAGAACUGAAACAUAUUGGUUACAUUAUCACAACAACAAUAAUAUACCUAGUGUGAUCCCACAAGUGAGGUCUGAGGAGGGUAGAGUGUAUGCAAGACCAAUCCUCCGUAGUUGAAGCUGAAUCGAGAACAGGGACCAACAUCUCAACGAAAGAGGUUAGAUGUGGCAAAUCAGCUGCCGUCCCUCAAAGAAAGGGAAUCAAUGAAUCCAAAGCAAGGUGCGGAGAAGGCUUGGUUGAAGGCAAAAUUUGGUGUAAUUCGCGAUUUUUUAAGAAAAGAAAAGCAGGUUAGGAAGUCUUGCUUACUUAUUUCUCCAUCUAAGUAAGAGAAGACCUUACCACCACCUAGUGCGAGGUAGAGAGGCCGUUCCUGAUAGACCUUCGUCUCAAGAAAAGCAUUUUCAAAAAUAGGUUUGAAAGAUACAAAAGUGAAGAAGCGCCCAAUGAAACUCCCGGAAAGUAGCAUGACAUACAAAAUGCAGAAACAAGGAAAAACUUGUGACUAUACAGAAUGCAUAAAAGAGGCACACUUCAUGUCCGGAUUGUGCACACUUGAAACGGCAAGGACUGAUAAAUUCUGGUAAUAUUGAUUCAUUUUCUCUCUAUGGCUUUCUAGCACAGAUACUAUUUUUUAAAAAUAACUAGGCAUUGUUGAAUUGAGUGCAGCACCCAAGAUUGAAUAUCCAAAUGAUUUCACAGCAUUUGUUAUCCUUGUUUCUGUAUUUUGCUUACAUUGGUCAAUGAUUUAUAGUAUUAGCUGGCUUAUGGACUUCCAAUAUAGGGUAUAUUUGUUUCGAAAAGAUUCUGAAUCGCUACAUGUAUUAAACUAUGAACACAUUUUAUCCUGCCUUGUAUUUGAUUGUUUGAUUAAUUGUGAACUGAUGAAUAUUUUCAAUUUCU